UUGACAACAUUUCUGAACAGUUGAAGUGCCGUUGUGUCUGUGUUUUGGCAGGAAUGAUUCGCCUGAUCCGCGAAAAGUUUACCGAAGUACUAGGCUUGAAAUGCCUUCAAACGACGUGAUACUUUUGGGGUACCGUCCGCGCAGUGAAAUACAAGCAACGCUAAAUUUACGCCGCGCGGUGAGCGACGAUCGUCUUCUGGAAGCUGUGCGAGAGGCCCGCCGACAAGGACCAGCGUUUUCAAUGCUCAAACUAAGCAAGACGAGAAUUUCUGUGGGAGAUAGUGUCACUGUUUACUGGGAUGUCAGGGAACAGUGUGGAGCGAAUGACUGGAUCGGGCUUUUUGAUCUAGAUGGCCCAACAUCACUGUCAAACUAUUUAGACUGCAAGCAGAGAGGAGUGACUGGAGCAAAGCGAGGGGCUAUCAAGUGGGCAAUCAACAGAGACGUCACACUUGGAGAAGUUGAAAACAAGUGUAUUUUCAAGUACAUACAUGGCAACACCAGUUCUGUGAAAGCCAUAAGCCCUACUCUUUACAUCUACAACCCUUAUGCUGAGCUUGCGUCACCUCAUGGGAGACCACGCCUUGGGUCACUGGUCCCCCAAGAGACUCUGUUGGAAUUCUCCAUUGCAGGCAUACAGGCAAAUGGUUUGAAGAAAAACAUAUUUGGCAAGCCUAGUCCUUAUGUAAAGCUAUCAAUCAUGCCCUCACGACGGCAUCUGAGGUCAUGGAAACAGCACCACGGGCAGAUUGCCAAAACAUCUUCACAAACCAAUACCAUCAAUCCAAAAUGGUCUAGUGAGGAGUUUGUGUUUCUGGGUGGUGCAGAUGACAUGUUGGAAGUUGAAGUGCGGAAUAAGUUUUCUGGUACACGCCCAGCCUUUAGCCGUUUUUUGGGGAAACUUACUGUUCCUCUUGUGGAUAUCUUUGAAUGCCAGAGAAACAGGCCGGAAGAGUUCACUAAAACACUUGGUAGAAGGACCCCCGCUGACAGAGUGCAGGGCACAAUAACACUGACCAUCACUAUUAUUGAACCAUCCACAAGUCCAGCUGCUGCUUCCGCUGAGCAGGAAAAUGUUCCACCCGCUUCACCCUCAGGAGAGACAUCUACUGGAAGCCCUCUGCAAAAUAACCCAAGGUGUACCUUAUCAAACUCAUCCCUUAUGUCAUCAGCACCUAAUAUUUUACAACCUCUUACCUUGAACUCCAGCAAUGGUCUGCUUGAAACCAUUUUCCCUGUGGACACUCCUUCUCCUUUGUCCCCGCAUGGGACAAGUGAACAGGGAACGUUUGGUGACGCAGCAAAUUGCAGAAGGAGAUUGCCUGUACAAUCUAGACCAUUCUCCGAGCUGUACUCAGAGGAGUUUGUCCCCUUAGAUGAUGUUGAUAUAACCAACCCAGAGCUUUCACAAACCUCUCAAGCAGCAAGCGAUGAGAAUACUCUCAGUGGAAAUGAAAGCACAGAGGGGGGUAUUUCAGGCGAGAGCAGGACUUCUAGUAGUUUAGCAAAUUCAUUAGAAGUCGAAUCUCCUGAUGGCACAGUUAUUGAUCAACGGCAGGACUCACAAAAUGCACUCGAUAAUGCAGAUGGGAUUCCUUGCCAUGAAGGCAGUGAAACCUCCACACCAACUCAAGGACCUGGAGAUAACAACCCAGACUCGGACAACCAACCAAUGGAAAUCCCCGAAGAAAUUAAUGGUGUCAACAGUUCUGAAGCAGAAAUGAGUUCAACAGACGUAGGGCAAAGGAAUAGUACUGGAAGCAUUGAGCUGACAGAGGACUCACCGCUAAGAAUUUUAGAGGAGUGCGAGAGGGUGCGUGAGGAGACGAUUGCCCUGUCAAGGGAAAACCUUCUUCAAGGUCCCACUGCCGAAUCAGAUGAUGAACUUGAACAGAUGGAUAUCACUGACGAGACUAUUACUACAGAACGUGAUAGUUCACAUAAUUCAGACUAUUCCAUGGACGAUGCGUUGACUAGUGAAAACCUCACGCAGUCAACUUUGAAUGGAAGCAGUUCUACAGAAACCCAGCCAAUGGCUGAGCAAGAAACCGAUUUGCUAGAAGCUGCAAGUAGUGGCCUCCUUGAUGAGGAGGUCAAUGAUGCGAUUUUGUCGUCUCUUGAAGAACAUGAGGGGUCCAGAACUUCACCUGCUGCGGUAGAGUGCGUGCCAGGACCUUCAGUUGCCACGGCAUUGAUAGAACCAGAGACGGGAGAAAUGGCGGCUGAAGGGAACCUUCAGCAACCAGCGGAAAAUACCGAGCACAAUCCUGCAGAGCAGCAGGAGAUCGGUGUUAGGGAGGAACCAGUGUCACUUCUUGAGUAUGUAGAUCAAAUAAUGGAUGAUGAGCCCGAAGAGCAGAGUGGGGACAAUGCAAUGAUUAUCGAGUCUGUUGGAGACAAUACUCAAGAAAGUACAUCAUCGCCUGGUUCUAAUUUGGGAACCUCUGAACCUUCUGGUGUGGAUUCACCUAGUGUAGCAGUAUCUUCUGUAACUCUUCCAAUGGAGGCAUCAGAACCUGUGUGCUUAGGUGCCACGUCAGUGCAGUCAACUUCAACUUCAGAAAUGAUAGUUGACACCCCACUGACAGUGCACAGUGGAGUGGGCGAUGAUGACAGGGCGAUCCCACAGAGGCCCCCUCGAGGUAAACGUCUUUCUCGAUCCACUAGUGAUCCAAGAAGUGCCCACUCAAGGAGACUUGCUGAGAGAACAAGAAAUGCGUCGCGAGGCUCUAACCAAGGAGAGAACUCCCCAAGGCUUACUCGUCCACCAUUAAUUCGACGAGUGACCGAACCCACCACCAUGCCAACCAAUGCUGUGGAUCCCACAAUUGUGCCUGUUAACACGGGUGUAUCGUCACAAGCAUCUAAUACCACGGCUGUUGUUACUCCAGUAACUGAACCUGUGGCAGAAGCGGUAGUGUUGUCUCCGACAGAAUCAGUUGUAAUGGCAGUGCCGCUGUCUCCACCGCAACAGCGCAGCUCUUUAUCGAGUGCACGUUCACCUGUUGUUGUAGCAGAUGUUGUGGCUGAAGCUCCGGCAUUAGUUACGCCAUUACCAUCACCUGAUCUGGUUUCGGAGAGGACUAACUCCACAUUUGAUGAACUAACUGCCGUUGCUGCAGUUAGUCUGGAAGCGAGUGGAAGUGCUGCAGGUGAAGCUUCAACAUCAAGAGAUUCACCAGAUGAUUAUGUGUUAAUUGUGCCAUCUGAUGGUAGACAACCCUCGUCUGCUCCAUCGACGUUAAGGAGAAAGGAAGCUGCUUCAGCUGUUGAUUCACUGUUAACAAACGGAACACGAGCUUCCCACAGAAGAAACUCAUCACAAGAUAAUUCUUCUGUUCUUUACGCUACGCCGCUAUCAGGACUAGGCAGAGAGUUACCUGACCAGCAAAGUGCAAGCUUUCCUAGGCCAAGCAGCUCAGCAAGGGUCACUGCACUCUCAGGCGGCCGACGGCGCAGUAGUAGCAGUAGUAACAGUGGUUAUACAGUUAGCAGGGCUGUGCCUGAUGAAUCUCAGUCUUUACCUCGGAGUUAUGGACAAACUGCCUCUGCAUCAAGUUCUCCUGCUGCUGCUACAAGUGCCACAGUAAACCCCGAACAAGUCAGGCAUAAUGCUCCUGAGAGAGUUAACAACACUUCCCCCGGUGCCGCCUCUCUGCCGGGACCUAGUAGCCAGUCUGGUAGUGAUCUAAGUCAGUCACGCGAAGCAAUACAAACCAUGCUUAGGUCCUACUACAUUAAGUCAACACAGGUGCCAGGCGGACAACCACCUGUAAUACAGCUGCCAAGAGCAUCCACCUCCUCGGCGCAGGAACCUGAGGCAGCUAGAAGACCAUCUCAGCCAAAUAAUCGCAAUGGGAAUCGGAGAAGCUCUGGUCGGAGACAGCAAGGCAAUCCAGUUCAUGUGUCCAUUCAGGACCAGCAGCAGAGCAGAGAGCAGCGGGCUCGGCCAGAACAGCAAGCCACGGAGGAAGAACCUCUACCACCUAAUUGGGAGCGGGGCGUGGAUUCUCAUGGAAGAGUUUACUACAUUGAUCAUGUCAAUAGGACGACUACUUGGAACAGACCUCGGACAAAUGCCCCUGAAAGUGAAUCAAACAUGAAUGAGAUUAACACCCAUUGGCAAAGCCUUGAUAGAAGAUAUCAAAGCUUCCGCCGGACGCUCCGUGGUCGAAGCAGCCGCCAUUCACGCGUACCUCUACCCAUGGUCGACAACCGGGAGAAUCAGACAGCUGGCGAAUCAAGUGCCAGUGGCAGCGCAGAAACUGGGGCUGCUUCGCUGAGACCUUCUCAUCCACCAGGAGCGUCAGCUUCCUCCUCGCCAGUGGCUUCUACCCCCUCGACACCGUCUGCGUCCUCCUCACCAUCUACCUCUAAUGAACCGUCUAGUUCGUCCACACUGUCUACUUUUCACCCACCGCCUCCUCCCUCCACACCGUCCAUCUCAUCCGAACCCUCCUCGUCCUCUGCCCCGUCCACUUCUUCAGCAUCUUCGUCAAGGAAUGCCAAUUAUUUGCAGUCUCCUGCGGUGAAAUUUCUCACCAGACAUGACUUAAUAGACUUUCUCAAGAGUAAAGGGGUGGCUGGUCAUUACUAUUUCCAAAGCCAGAUGUUAAAACUCAUAGUUUCUAAGAUCAGAAGCGAACCCAAUCAGUUUGAGAGGUAUCGCCAUCAAGUAGAGCUUGUUAGGUUUCUAAAUCAGUUCGCCGAUCCUCAGAUGGACAUGCCGGCUGGCUGGGAUAAGAAAGUUGAUCAAUCCGGACGGCUGUACUUCAUUGAUCACAAUUCGCGAACAACGACCUUCAUUGAUCCACGCCUUCCCGUGGAGGAGACUCUUCCAAGACGAAACCGCUCGCAAACGGAGCCUCGAGGCGGACGUGUUCCUCCGCCUAGGCCUCCACCACCAAGGACGCCGUCUCGGUCAAACAGUUUGAACAAUUCCACGCCAAUGACUUACAACCAGCAAGUCGUGGCGUUUUUGUCUCAACCGGGCAUUGACGAUAUUCUUAAAGAUAAAUACCAAGGAUACGCUCGAAGCCCCACUCUGAAAGCCAACGUGAGAAGAGUGCAGACAGAGGGCGAGAGGGCCCUGGCGCGAAUGUCUAGUAAUCUCGACUUCAUUAUGUUACUGAGUGUUAUGGAGGAGAGCAUUGUCAGCCAUGUCCCAGCAGACGUAGCGCAAACAAUUGAACCUACAUCCCAACCGUCGUCACCCACGCGUCACUCGCCUAACCCCCAGGCCACUCCUGGAACCCGGUCAAGAUCAAGCUCCACCGAGGUUUCGCUGAAAGGUGCAAUGGGUGAUUCUACUGCUAGUUCCAGUCCUGCUCCUUAUAAACGCGAUUUCGAGGCUAAAGUUCGCUCGUUCCAUCGUCAGCUCUACCACAAGGGUUACGGUCAGGGACCUAAUAAAAUCAAGUUGAGUUUACGACGGGACCAUAUUUUAGAAGACGCUUAUGAUCAAAUCAUGAAGGAGCCUGCCAGAGCGAUUCAAAGAAACCGCUUAGAAAUUCAGUUCGCUGGCGAGGAAGGUUUGGAUUAUGGCGGACCAGCGAGGGAGUUCUUUUUCCUUUUGUCUCGUCAAGUGUUCAAUCCAUAUUACGGUCUGUUUGAGUAUUCUGCAAAUGAUACUUACACUGUGCAAGUGAGCCCGGUAUCGCUGUAUGUGGACAACUCUCACGAGUGGUUCCGUUUCUGCGGGCGAAUCGUUGGUCUUGUGAUCAUACAUCAGCACCUGUUAGAUGCUUUUUUCACUCGUCCCUUCUACAAGGCUUUGCUCAGAAGUCCGUGUGAUCUCAGUGACGUCGAGGCAAUGGACUCUCUGUUUCACCAGAGCAUGACGUGGCUGACGGAAAAUGACAUCACAGGAGCGCUUGAUUUGUCUUUUACUGUCAGUGAAGAGAUUUUUGGACAGGUGACAGAGCGCGAGCUCAUUCCAGGCGGCAAAGAAAUUGAAGUCACAGAAAGCAACAAGCACGAGUACGUGGAGCAGAUGGUGAGAUGGCGCGUCGAAAGAGGAGUCGCUGAACAGAUGGAAAGCAUUGUCAAUGGAUUCAAUGAGGUCCUAGAUCCUAACUUGAUCAAUCUGUUUGAUGCCCGCGAGCUGGAACUUGUGAUCUCAGGCACGGCAGAUAUCGACAUCGAAGACUGGAGAAAGAACACAGAAUAUCGCUCAGGUUACCAUGGCAAUCACAAAGUGAUAAAGUGGUUCUGGAAGGUCGUGCGGUCUUUUGAUAACGAGCAGAAGUUAAGACUCUUACAGUUCGUCACUGGGACCUCUAGCAUACCUUACGAAGGUUUUGCUGCUCUACGCGGCAGUACAGGACCAAGAAAGUUUUGUAUCGAGAGAUGGGGAGACUACACUAAACUACCCAGGGCUCAUACCUGUUUUAACCGGUUGGACCUGCCUUUGUAUCGCUCUUAUGAAGAACUUCUGGAGAAGCUCACGUUUGCUGUGGAGGAGUCGGAAACCUUUGCAAUGCAGUGAUUUGUCAGUCAAACUGAUCUACAAAGGAUAGUGGAAUUGAAGAUACGUCAACUAAUGCGAGUAUUUGUCUGUUUCUACGGAAGGUGCUUUUCGUACACAUAUGAAAUACACCGGCUGCUCUUUGGAUUUGUAAGGAUUGAAGCGAUUCCCGCCUUGUGUGGCAGUUAAGCGGUGACUAAAUUCCGCCCGGCUUGUCCUAAAUGUAACAUUAAUCUACAAACGCUGGGAACGUUUAAAUCACUAUUUCAAUUGAGAACUUUUAACUGAUGCUUCAAAAUAGUUCGGCGAGUCAAAAAUAACACGAAAGUAGGUGGAGUGGUCUAUUUGUCAGCUAAAGAUAUCACUGAAUGUGAUUGACAUAAAUAUUUCUAAAAAUUCUUUGUUAAGGUAUUGUUGCAAAGGGAAGCUCUGUGAGUUUGAGUGAAAAUUUUCACUCUCUUUGCUAGAAAUCUUUUGGGCCAUACUUACCGCUUCCUACUUAACCAAGUGGAGGUGCUAUCUUAAUAGAACAAAACGUCCUGCGUAAAAAAAAAAAAA
Messenger RNA from Orbicella faveolata, 7024 nucleotides. RefSeq lists its product as uncharacterized. NCBI's taxonomy places the organism in Eukaryota, Metazoa, Cnidaria, Anthozoa, Scleractinia, Merulinidae. Gene Ontology annotation, cellular component: cytoplasm. Gene Ontology annotation, molecular function: protein binding; ubiquitin protein ligase activity. The record is from RefSeq and is a predicted model, not a curated record. Gene Ontology annotation, biological process: regulation of dendrite morphogenesis; ubiquitin-dependent protein catabolic process; protein ubiquitination.